AUGGUCGAUUCAUUCCCUCACCGGCGCGUAGUGAUUUCUAAUCUCGAUCUCGGCUCAGACAAUGGCAACGGCAAGACUGAACCUGGAGUGGAGGUAGUCACAGAUAACUUGGUGACAGAAAAUAUGUUCGACGGCCUGCUGCAGAGAACCAAGAUUGGGACUGUCUCGGCUGUCCCUGCCAGCAAUGAAGCGCUUGGCCUGCCGGUCUUUGCUGACGUCCCUGGAAGUGGGAUAGUCUUGCCAGGCGGAGUGAACGUGUACUUCUUGGAUUUGGCUCCUGGAUACACCACCCCGAUGCAUCGAACUCCAUCAGUCGACUACGUUGCUGUCACCCAGGGAACGCCUGUUCUUAUCACACCAAAGGCUGCUUUCAGCGCCAACAAUGAUCAGGCUGACUACGAAGAAACUGUCGAAAGCCUGCUUCGGCCGGGAGAUGUUGCCGUUCAACGGGGGGCAAUGCACUCAACUAACGAGUGGGUUCGCAUGAUCGGCAUGGUAGUCGACGCAAAGCCCUCCGAAGCUACGGUAGAUGGAAAGCGAUUGGAGCUUGGCGAGAGAUGGCUUCAGUAA
Molecule: messenger RNA, 570 nt
Organism: Colletotrichum paranaense
Lineage: Eukaryota; Fungi; Ascomycota; Sordariomycetes; Glomerellales; Glomerellaceae
Product: cupin
Exons: 4
Coding region: 1-570 (189 amino acids)
Source: RefSeq, a predicted model, not a curated record